This is a messenger RNA of Rhizophagus irregularis DAOM 181602=DAOM 197198, 459 nucleotides long. RefSeq lists its product as uncharacterized. The record is from RefSeq and is a predicted model, not a curated record. Lineage: Eukaryota; Fungi; Glomeromycota; Glomeromycetes; Glomerales; Glomeraceae.
AUGCGAUUAAAAAUUUUUUUAGUUAAAAUUAUACAGGAGUAUUCAAAAAAUGAUAUAGAUACGCAAGAAUUAAAUGGUAAAAUUAAUGAGCUUGGUAUGUGCGAUAUUGGAUGUUUAUAUGAUUUUACAUUUUUAAUGAAGAAUCAAGUCAGUUGUCAAUUAAUAGAAUUAUUAAGGUGCUAUAAAAUAAUUGAAGAAAAAUUGUUGUAUAAGAUACUGAAACAAAUAACUGGGAGAGUUUUAUUAGAAUUCAAAGUGCUUAUUUGGAAACCAAGGAACGAGUUACAAAUAAAGGAAGAAAAGCAGUGCGGUAUUAGCGAUAAAGAUAAAAGAGCUAAGUCACAUAGUAAUCGUACUGAAGUGGGUGUUAAAAAUGUUGGCUGUAAGAUGUUAGAAAGUAAUUGGAAUAAAUGGAAUGAUUUGGCAUUCCAUCGAGGUGGUCAUUGGGCAAAUUUUUAG